Molecule: messenger RNA, 3840 nt
Organism: Magnusiomyces paraingens
Lineage: Eukaryota; Fungi; Ascomycota; Dipodascomycetes; Dipodascales; Dipodascaceae
Exons: 1
Coding region: 1-3840 (1279 amino acids)
Source: RefSeq, a predicted model, not a curated record
AUGAUGGGCUUUGUUUUUGAAAAAACUUAUAAAGAAAGUCACCAAACUUCUGAAAAUCAAGGGAAUAAUAAAUUUAACUCUCUUUUUUACAAUAACAACUUUGCCCCUAUUGGUUUCCUUGAAGCCUCUAAUAUGUUGGAUUCUCAGAUAUAUAGCUUUCCUGAUCCUGAUCCUUCUACAAUUAGUCAUGAAUCUGCCAUAUCCCCUCUAAGGCCUCCCAAAGAUAAACCUAAUGAAAAUUCUUCUUCACAUCCUCCAUUGUCCCAUAAAAAGGACAAGUCUAUUGAUUAUCAGGUUACACCUCCCACUAAUGAAACAACCCCAAUAAGUGGGAAUAGUAGUAUAUCUACAACCCCUCCAAAUUCAAAUAUAUUGAAGAAUAGUUUUGAUAAAAGUCCCUUCGACUCUUUGGGUAAUAAGAAAAUAAUUUCUGCUUCUCCAUUAGAUUUGUUUGCUACCCCACAACCGCAACCACAACAACUGCAUAUGCUUGGGAUAGAUGAAGAACAACCCAUGCUAACAAAUAAUGUUGUUUCUUCUACAACCCUACAACAACAAAAAGUAGAUGAAUCUUCUUCUUCUUAUUCUUCUUCUACUACUUUUAAACUCAAUUUUUCCCCAUCUUUGUUAAAUUCUCCUUCCAUAAAAAAACAACUCUCUCCCCAAGUUGUUCAGCUACAAAAAAUCUCCCCAUCUUCUAGUACUACACAAAAAUCUAUCAUUGAUCCAACGGUAAAUUCAACGGUAGACACAAGUAUUAAAGACGACGAGGAUUACGGCGAGCUAAGCUCUUUAUUUUUGGAGGAAGAAGAAGAAGAAAAAGAAGAGUCGGCUAAAAAGACUUGUGAACAUACCACUGUUUCUCCUCCUGCUGCUCCUAUUGUUCCAAUUGUUCCCAUUGUUCCUCCAACUGUUAUCCCUGCUCCUAUUAAAACACCUGAACUCAUAAUUCCUGCCAUCCCUCAAAAUACCUCCGCUUCUAGUUCUGUUGCUUCUCCAUAUCCUGCCCCCAUUGAACCUAAAAAAGUUGAGGACGCACCUAAAAUGAGUUCUCCUAGCCAAAUUUUCUUUCCCUCUGCAUACUUAAAUACCUCUCGGGACGAGCCUAAUGCUACAUCUACACCGAUUAACAAACAUGAUCUUUCACCUAACACAAACAUUGUAUCUGAAUCCGGUUCUAAGCAAAUUUCUUUGGUCAUUUCCCCUUCACAACCAGAGUUUCCACUCUCAGACAUAAAGGAAUCUAAGCCCUGCUGUGGUCGGCUUGAGAAAACAGUUGUUGUUAAACCCAAGGUUAACAAUUCCAAGGUGACUAAAACCACGGUGCAUAUUAAAAAACGCAAGGAGCAUGUUCCAUCUCCACUUUCUAUUGUUCAAACAUGUUCGGAAAUGUCAACACCAAACACUUCUCCUGUUGUGCCAACACCCACACAAGCUACCUUAAUACAACAAGCUGUUUUUGCCCAGCAAUUUAUGACACAACAACAAGCAACUCAAUUAAACCAGCAACAACAACAAAAAGAUGUACAGACUCAAGCAAUACACACACAACCUGUCCCAAAGCAGUCAUCUAAUAAAGCACCAAAUGGAACACCACCUCCACCUGGACGGAAAAAGUCGCCACGGGAACUGCAGCAACAGCAAGCUCAAGCUCGUAUUUAUGAACAGCAACAGGCACAGCUUUUGCUUCAAAAGCAAACUCAAGUCCAGGCCCAACUUGAAAGACAACGACAAGAAAAGGAAAGACAAACUCGUCUUCUUCAGCGCAAUGCAUUUGCCAUUGCUAGUGCAAGUGCCCAAGCCCAAGCUCAAGCUCAAGCACAGGCCCAAGCCCAAGCCCAGGCCCAAGCUCAAGCCCAGGCCCAAGUCUUAGCACAAGCUCAGGCUCAAUCUCAGGCAUUAGCACAAUCUUAUUUCUUAGCUCAACAUUCUUCUCAAACGUCUGUUCCUCAACCGCAAAUGUUGAUGCAAAUAGAAAUGUCUUAUCAGCAACAGCUUUUGCUGCAACAACAACAACAGUCUAUAACUAGACAAUCACCACAGAAUCGUGAACCAAGGCAUCAAUUAGCAGAGCAGAAAAAACAAGAAAUGGAUCAGCAAACUGCUCAGGCUUUUAUAAUUCAACAACAGAGAGUCCAAGCUUUGAUGAUUCAGCAGCAGAGAAUCCAUGCACAACAUCUUUUGCAACAGCACAAAGAUCAAGAGCAGAUGUUGCAAUCUCAGCAACAACCGCUUGUUCCGCAGCCCUUCCAGCAAGUACUUCAGCAACCCAUUCACCAGUUUGUUCAGCCAACUCCUCAACAAAUCUCUCAACAGCUUGCUCAGGAAACACAACCAAUUUCCCCACAGCCUUCUCCACAUUCUUCUCCUCAACAACAAGUUCAAUCACAGCCUUCUUCGCAACAACAAGUUCAAUCACAGUCUUCUCCGCAACAACAAGUUCAAUCACAGCCACCUGCAAAAAAAAAAUUGGGUUUGCCUGUAAUUCCUCUUUCAGAACUUCCACUUUCUUCGGAAUUGAAGUCAUUUCUUAAUAAAAGAAUCCGCCAGAUUCUUAAAGAGCAGUUGGAUACUCCUGUCCCAUUCACUGAUAUUACGUCGUUUCUGUAUCCUGAAGGAGGGAGAAAAGCUAACAUAAUGUGUUCCCAGUUAAAUACCGCUUUGAGAGUUUUUGAAAAUUUAAUAAAAACUAUGCUUACGGAAGCUCAAGUUUCAAUUCAAAUUAAUAAUACUAAUGGCGAUAAGUCAGAGCUUUACGUCAAGCGACACCAGUUACAAAACAAAAUCAAAGUAUAUGAGGCUCAACAGAAGCUUUUACUUCAAAAGGCAGAAGCUCAAUGCCAGGCUACAGAAGCGGAAUGUAUUGAAUUGUUACAGCUAAUACGUAAUAAAGCGCAUGAGAAGGCACAGCAAGAAAAUCAAACGUUGCAUGCUCAAAACCAACCGUCACAGCAACAGCAACAGCAACAGCAACAACCUCAAAAGGAAAAGGGACAGCAGAUCCAACAGCAGCAACAACAACAGGAAAAGUCACAAGUGCAGAAGCAGUCAAAAAGCCAAAAUCAAUCACAAGCAAAGCUCCAUUUACAACAGCAAAAGCAAAAGCAGAAACAAAAGCAAAAACAACAACAACAGCAGCAGCAGCAGCGGGCACGACGCUCAGGACGUCAACUACCACAAAUAGAGCCUCAGUUCCAGUUUUACGAACAACAUCAGAAAAUAUUGCAUGAGCGUCUUCGUAUUGAAAAAGAAAAACAAGAUCAACUAAGACUGUUGCAGCAGCAGCAGCAGCAGCAGCAGCAAGAGCAGGAGCAAUCUCAGGUUCAAAAUGACACACAAGUUCAAAAUCAAGAACUUCCAAACCAGCAAGAAACCACAAGUCGAAAUUCCAGUUCUGAUGGUUCCAAUUCACAAACUAUUGUCCCCGAAGAAAGUUCUCCAGCUCAAGUUUCUCAGAGCUCUAACGCACAAACUGUUUUGCCAGACGAUAGUCCUCCAAUUUCAAGAUCUCGUGAAUCAUGGAACUCUUUGAAUGAACAACCUGUUUUUAUACACUUUGGGACUCAGCCAUUAGGCGAGAACCAGUCAUCUGGUGUUUUCAAUAAUCAGUUUUCUUUAAAUUCACAGGCUUCACAUAUUGAAAAUGCUGGAUCUACCACUCCUCAAGUAUUUCAAAUGCAUCAAAUGAACUUUAAUCGAAAUGAAAUUUUGAGUGAUUCUUUGAUUGACUUUUCUGCAGUUUCUGAUGACGAAAAUGGAGAAAAUCAUAAUAAUGAAAUUGGAGCUGAAAGUGAUCCAUUGACUCUUGAAAUUGAAGGACUUUUAGAUAUAAUCCAAUAA